This is a messenger RNA of Folsomia candida, 2193 nucleotides long. RefSeq lists its product as uncharacterized. Bases 1076 to 2155 code for a protein of 359 amino acids. The record is from RefSeq and is a predicted model, not a curated record. The transcript has 6 exons. NCBI's taxonomy places the organism in Eukaryota, Metazoa, Arthropoda, Collembola, Entomobryomorpha, Isotomidae.
CAAAAUACAAACGGAAUAUUUGGUAAAUAAAGCAUUCACAUUCCAGUGUAAAACCUUUUAGAAGCAAAGCAAAAUGGGAAAAACAAACAAAAUUAAGCAAACAUAGGGACAUUGUAUAGAAAGCGAGCUGAACGAGAGUCAUUUUCAAACUGAAUGUCAUUUUUCGUCCUUCGGUUAAAGUAAACUCUAAAAAUUAGGGCCGGGGUGGUAAUGAUACGUGCCCAAGAGUGACAAUUAGAUGAUUUAAUCCAAUACAAGGUUGACGAAAUGAUGAUGGAUGAUCAAACGACUUUCAUUAUUUCAUCUCACUCUCUCCUCCCGAACUGCUCCUGCUUUCUCCACCCAAUCAAACCCACACCAGCCAUCCGGCUCUUGGUAACAUUGUCGUCAUCAUCAGCAUAUCAGCAUCACUCCCUCCAGCUCUUGACUUAGGAGCCACGGUGUAUGAAGUAACUCGAUAUGAGAGGUAUGUAAUAUGUAUGUGUCAAAUAUCAACAUUUCAGCAAAAAACGACAUUUCGCUUUGAUAUCAGCACCGGCACAGUCGAAGAAAUGUCAACUUGAGAGAAACUCGAUGAAAAAUCUGCACGUUCGAAAUAUAUCCAAGUGAGUACCCAAGUAACAUGCAAGUCAGGCCCAUAUGUAAGUUAUCCCCGGCAGGUCUGGCUCAACAUUUUAGGGGUCAGGGAGGGAACUCUGCUAUGGCCCUGUCCAGGCCGAAGAAGGAUUAGCGGAGUUUUUUCCAUCUCAGGAAAUGGUCCAGUGGUCCUGACUUGGUUCAAGUCUGGAUGGGCAGAUAUGGCUAACGUCCGUAUUUAUUAGCCCGGCCCGUUGGUAUGUAGCCCAACUUUACCCGUACUUGGACUCCCAGACAUAAAUCUGACUCGGCCCUGACUUUAUUCUCCGACUCCGUGGCAGGCUUGGGAGAAACCCGAGACUAUAGUCAGUCGCGGGGCAGGGCCAGGCUUGCAUCGGGUUUGAAAAGUUUAGUCUGGUCCAGCUCAGGGUGAAAGUUUAGCCUCGUGUAGCCACCACGCCGUUUGACUUUAGUUUUUUUUACUUAAUCGACGAGCACAAUGGCUCAAAAUUCAACUAAAUUUUCGGUAGUUCUUUUUACGAAAGAAAAAAGUGUUGCUGCAGUUCCGACGACGUGGCUGCUAGAAGAGAAAGGCCGGACUUUUUGUAAAUGGCCAAAAGGGCCUAAUGCUGCAACUCUCGUCCACGACGGAAAUAGUGUCCCACGGAAAGGGUGGUCAAGUUUUCCCGUAAAGAUUUACAGAGGAUUGGGGAGUGACGACUACACUACAGCAAACACUAAUGCAGACGAGGCAAGAGCACUGACCAGUCCGAGCGAGGAGGAAAGUCCCCCCUCGUCCCCUCCCACCCCCGUCAAAGUUAACUCAAAACCACGCCAACGACAACAUUCAUCCGAUAGCGAGACCAAUUCUAGGAGGAAUUUUGAUACAGAAGUUCCCGACAUUGACACAAAUAGAAGUAGCAGUGUCACGAUUGAUGACGUCGAAGAAACAGUUGCAGCACAUUCGUCCCAGGCAGUCUUCAAUUUAAAUAUUGCUGGCGCUGAGGAAGAUCAAUCAGAAUCUCAGCUAAAUUAUGCAACUUUUUCAGCUCCUCUCACGGUUACCAGUCAAGGGUUUGAGGUCAAUGUAUUGAGUUACCUAAUCGACAUUAAGACCGAACUAUCCAGAUUAUCAGCUCAAGUGGCAGCGAUAGCGGCCGGAAGUGACUCUGGCGAGGAUUCUGGAGAGGAAUUUCAACUUCCGAUUGCCACCGAGGAACAACUUAUGGAAAUAGAGUUAAAGUUAAAUGAACGUGGGGCAAGAAAAAUAUUGUUCAAGCAAAUUGUUAAAGUCGGUGGACUUGAUAUUAAGGAUACGGUCGAACGAGUGCUAGCAAAAGUUUUUGGUCAGGCUAUAGCGGAACAGACGUCCCUAACAGGAAGGAGUAACAAGUUUGCUUUUGAUAAACUUAAACUCUUCAACGUUAUAGUGGAUGCUAUACUAAAAAACCCCUUAUGUUCCAAUAAGACUCAAAAGGACGUGGAAGUUGAAGCAACACGGUGGUUUGGUAACGCGAAGGAUCGCGACGGUGGAAGGGAAAGGCGACGUAAUAAGAAGUUACCCCCGGCUAAUAAUUGAUUGGCAGAAUGGAGUCAUCAAAAUCAACCAAAUAUAGA